AUGGAAAGAGUUCUGAUCUUCUGGAGAUAUCGCACCCCAUUCUCUCUCAUCCUCUGCUCUCUCAUCCUCUUCAAGGUCCAUUCAGAGGCUGCCCCUUCCCAACAGCACCCUGACCCAGCCACUCUCUCCAAAAUGUCCCCCAGGGGUAGCCACUGGGCUGUAGGGCACUUAAUGGGCAAAAAGAGUAUAGAAGAAUAUCCAUAUCUGUAUGAUGGAGGGGAGAGAACUUCAGCAACUGGGUACUUGGAAGGGGAUAAGCCAAUGAAUGCAGCUCAGUGGAAAGAAGCUCUCCUUACCUUAUUGAGAAUGAUAGAGUCAAGUGACAACAGAAUUUCCCAGCCGAUGAGAGAUGCAAACCCUUUUAACAGGAAGAGUUAUGAUUCCGAAGACAAUGUUAACUACAAAGAGGUAAAAGUUUCCUUGUAUUUUGACUUAAAGUAA
This is a messenger RNA of Staurois parvus, 441 nucleotides long. The record is from the annotation of a GenBank genome assembly. Lineage: Eukaryota; Metazoa; Chordata; Amphibia; Anura; Ranidae.